Molecule: messenger RNA, 1032 nt
Organism: Acanthoscelides obtectus
Lineage: Eukaryota; Metazoa; Arthropoda; Insecta; Coleoptera; Chrysomelidae
Source: the annotation of a GenBank genome assembly
AAGCAUUGAAAUGUCACUAUACGAAAUUAUUUUGGGCAUUUUCAGGAAGAUCUGACAAUCAACAUAACAUACUAUAAGAAAAAUGGUGACAAAAAACCACCAUUUUCCUAUGCAACUUUAAUUUGCAUGGCCAUGGGUAAAAAUGGAAACAAAAUGACUUUGAGCGCCAUCUACCAUUGGAUAAGGGAAAACUUUCUGUAUUACAGAAAAGCACAUCCUAGUUGGCAAAAUUCAAUCAGGCAUAACCUAUCUCUUAACAAAUGCUUCGUGAAACACCCGAGGUCAAAAGAUGAACCUGGCAAAGGAGGUUUUUGGAAACUGGAUCUGGAACGUUUGGAAGAAUCAAGAAGGUCGAAAAGGAGGUCGAGUUUGACAGUGAGGGCGCCAAGGAAUCGGAAGCCUGACGAGGAGAAGCCCCAGAAGCCUGUUAGAAAGCCCAAAAGGUAUCGACCUCAAAACACCGGCGAAAGAAAACACAACAUCCUCUCUAACAUCUCUAUUUGCGGAGAAACCGACAUCGAAAACUUUGAAGAGUCCAAAAAGACCAAAACCCUAAAGAAAGUGACUGACAUCGACAGCGACUUUUUCAAAAUGGAAGACAAAAAACCAACGGAAGAAGUGAUACCAGCGUCGAUGCCCAAUCAAAGCGUGAUUACCGAACCUGUCAAUCAGAUUUUGGGCGAGGAUGAAUUGACAGGAUUGUUGUUGACCUCCAACGGGUGGGAUGAGUGUCAAUUGGAGCUGUUAGACUCCUUGCUGGAUUCGUUGUAAAAAUCUAAAAGUUUGGGGCUCGGUCAUCCCGAGAAAGGGAAGGUUCAAAAAAUUGGAAAGUGGAUUUACAUUUAUUUGUACUUGACGAGUUUGGUCAAAUUGGACUGUAUCGAAAUAUGAUGACACUAUCCUUGAAAUGCUAUAUAAGGUUUGUUAUUUAUUGGAUGUCGAAUCAAAAAUACUUACAUAUUUUUGCUUUAGUUUUUAGCCUAUACUAUUUAUGCAUCUUUUGAACUUGCUAGUCUUAAACCAAAGAUUUUG